This is a messenger RNA of Oncorhynchus nerka (sockeye salmon), 4127 nucleotides long. It is a transcript of the gene ptk2ab, whose product is annotated as protein tyrosine kinase 2ab. Gene Ontology annotation, biological process: signal complex assembly; protein phosphorylation. Gene Ontology annotation, molecular function: protein tyrosine kinase activity; ATP binding. The record is from RefSeq and is a predicted model, not a curated record. The coding region runs from base 150 to 3446 and encodes 1098 amino acids. NCBI's taxonomy places the organism in Eukaryota, Metazoa, Chordata, Actinopteri, Salmoniformes, Salmonidae. The transcript is spliced from 32 exons. Gene Ontology annotation, cellular component: cytoskeleton; focal adhesion.
UGCCGGGGUCCUCAGGGGCAGAGGAAGAAGCAGCAGCCUGUCCUGGCCUCUAUGCGGUUGUGGAAGGGGACAGGGUCAGGGAGCCUGGGGCUGGUUCAGGCUGCAGGGUCUUGUGGUGGGAUAGAAAGGCAGGCGCUGCUGCAGCCAUCAUGGAGAGGAGUGGCUGCAUCCCCCUAUGCUGGGCCCGGGGCGCCUGUGUUUAUGCUCAACACCCUCCACUCCCAAAAUAUGACAGACAGCUAGCCCCCACCAAAGGAAGCAUGGCGUCAGCGUACCUGGACCCCAACCUGAACCACCAUGCUGGGUUGGGCGGUGGGGUGUCGAAGCCGGGGACCAUGGACCGCGUGCUCAAGAUCCACCACUACUUGGAGAGCAACAGUGAACCAUCCACCUGGGCCAGCCACAUCCGCCACGGAGACGCCACUGACAUCAGGGGUAUCAUCCAGAAGAUAGCAGACAUCCACAAGGUGAAGUGUGUUUCCUGUCUGGGCCUGCGUCUCAGCCACCUGCGCUCAGGGAACAUCCACUGGCUGCACCCCGACAUGGGGGUGUCCCGCGUCAGAGAGAGGUACGAGCUGCUCCACCCUCAGGACGAGUGGAGGUAUGAGCUACGGAUACGCUACUUGCCAAAAGGAUUCUUGAACCAUUUUUCAGAAGAUAAACCUACACUGAACUACUUCUACCAUCAGGUCAAGAGUGACUACAUGUUGGAGGUAGCUGAUCGAGUCGACCAAGACAUUGCACUUAAAUUGGGCUGCCUUGAAAUCAGGAGAUUUUUUAGGGAAAUGCGAGGAAAUGCCCUGGAUAAGAAAUCAAAUUAUGAAUUACUAGAAAAAGAUGUGGGUUUACGAAGAUUCUUCCCCAAGAGUUUGCUGGGCUCUGUGAAGGCUAAACCACUAAGGAAACUCAUCCAGCAGACCUUCAAACAAUUUGCCAACCUAAACGAUGAACAGAGCAUUCACAAGUUCUUUGAGAUCCUGUCUCCCAUUUACAGAUUUGACAAGGAAUGUUUUAAAUGUGCCCUUGGGGUAAGUAGUUGGAUUAUCUCUGUGGAGCUUGCCAUUGGACCUGAGGAGGGCAUCAGCUACCUGACAGACAAAGGCUCAACUCCGACACAUCUGGCCAACUUCACCCAGGUACAGACCAUCCAGUACUCCAGCACGGAGGACAAGGUGCGCCAGGGGAUGCUGCUGCUCAAUGUGGCUGGAGCCCCUGAGCCUCUGACGGUGACCACAGCGUCUCUGAACACGGCAGAGAACAUGGCGGACCUGAUAGAUGGAUACUGUCGCCUGGUCAACGGAGUCUCCCAGUCCUUCAUCGUCCGCGUUCAAAAGGAGGGAGAGAGAGCGCUACCUUCCAUCCCAAAGUCCACCCCGAAAGUCUCCAACCAUGAGAAGCGUCUGGAUGGGGGGGUCCGGACAAGGGUUGCAUGUGUCUCAGAGACAGACGACUAUGCGGAGAUCAUAGAUGAUGAGGAUACCUACACCAUGCCCUCCAAAUACUAUGGACUAGAGGAAGCCAGGGACUAUGAGAUUCAGAGACAGAGGAUUGAGCUGGGUCGCUGUAUCGGAGAGGGACAGUUCGGGGACGUCCACCAGGGAGUCUACAUGAGCCCGGAAAACCCUGCUCUGUCUGUGGCCAUCAAGACGUGUAAGAACUGCACCUCUGAUAGUGUCAGGGAGAAGUUCUUACAAGAAGCUCUGACCAUGCGUCAGUUUGACCACCCCCACAUAGUGAAGCUGAUUGGAGUGAUCACAGAAAACCCCGUGUGGAUCAUCAUGGAGCUGUGUACACUGGGAGAGCUACGCUCCUUCCUGCAAGUGAGAAAAUACAACCUCGACUUGGCAUCAUUGAUUCUCUAUGCUUUCCAGCUAAGCACAGCACUUUCCUACCUGGAGAGCAAGCGGUUUGUACAUAGGGAUAUAGCUGCCAGGAACGUGCUGGUAUCCUCAGUGGACUGUGUUAAACUGGGAGACUUUGGCUUGUCUCGAUACAUGGAGGACAGCUCCUAUUACAAAGCCUCCAAAGGGAAACUGCCUAUCAAAUGGAUGGCACCUGAGUCUAUUAACUUCAGACGCUUUACCUCAGCCAGUGACGUCUGGAUGUUUGGUGUGUGUAUGUGGGAGAUCCUCAUCUACGGAGUCAAACCCUUCCAGGGGGUGAAGAACAACGAUGUCAUCGGGCGGAUAGAGAACGGAGAGCGUCUGGCCAUGCCCCACAACUGCCCCCCUACCCUGUACAGCCUGAUGACCAAGUGCUGGGCCUACGACCCUAGCAAGAGACCCUGCUUCACAGAGCUCAAAGCCCAGCUCAGUCAGAUAUUGGAGGAGGAGAAGCUCCAGCAGAAGGAGAGGACACGUAUGGAGAUGAGACGUCAGGUCUCUGUGUCCUGGGACUCAGGGGGGUCCGACGAGGCGCCGCCUAAACCCAGCAGACCAGGGUACCCCAGCCCACGCUCCAGUGAGGGGUUCUACCCCAGCCCACAGCACCUGGGGCAGCCCACUCACUACCAGAUGGCAGGAUACCCAGGCCCCCACGGCAUGCCUUCCAUCACCAGUGGGAUGUACCCUCCCCAGGCUUCCCACGAUCCCCACGACACCUGGAACCACCACCGGCAGCAGGACCUCCCCAUGUGGUCCCCCAACAUGGAGGACAGGGGGUCUCUGGACAUGCAGGUGAUGGGUCAGGUUCUGCCCCCCCUCCUGAUGGAGGAACAGCUGAUGAUGCAACAGCAGCAGAUGGAGGAGGACCAGCGGUGGCUGGAGCAUGAGGAACGCUUCCUGAAGCCGGAUUCAAGGAUUUCCAGAGGCAGCAUUGACCGGGACGACGGCAUCCUCCACGGACCAACAGGAAACCAGCACAUAUACCAACCCAUAGGCAAACCAGAACAUGCAGCUCCACCAAAGAAACCCCCCCGUCCUGGAGCCCCCAGUCACCUGGGUAGUCUGGCCAGCCUGAACCCCGUGGACAGCUACAAUGAGGGAGUGAAGCUCCAGCCUCAGGAGAUCAGCCCACCCCCCACUGCCAACCUGGACCGCUCUAAUGACAAGGUCUAUGAGAAUGUCACAGGACUGGUGAAGGCUGUCAUAGAGAUGUCCAGUAAAAUUCAGCCAGCGCCUCCCGAGGAAUACGUGCCAAUGGUCAAGGAUGUGGGUCUGGCACUGAGAACACUCCUGGCCACAGUGGAUGAAACAAUCACGUUACUUCCAGCUAGCACACACAGAGAGGUGGAGAUGGCCCAGAAGCUGUUGAACUCUGACCUGGCGGAGCUGAUCAACAAGAUGAAGCUGGCCCAGCAGUACGUCAUGACCAGCCUGCAGCAGGACUACAAGAAACAGAUGCUGACGGCCGCCCACGCCCUGGCCGUAGACGCCAAGAACCUUCUAGACGUCAUCGACCAGAGCCGGCUCAGGAUGUUGGGCCAGGCCCGGCCGCCACCUCACUAGCGCUGUGGGAGGAGGGUGUGGAGUGUGGGAUGAACUGAGUCAACACAAAGCUUCUGUCUGAAUGACUGUCUGGACAGAUGGAAGCCAUGUGAAGGCAGCCUUGGGUUUGUUCACCUGUUCUGUCAUGUCUAAUCAGUGAUUACUUCAAGGAAGGGAGGAAUGAGGAAGAUUUCACUGUGAAGGAAUUUGAAUGGGAUACUGCUUCUACAGGACCAUCAUAUGGACUGGACUCCAUGUGCAUCACCAGGCAGACUAGCGACCACCUCUGACCCUCACUCCCCAACACACCACUCCUUUUUAUAGACUUGGAAUCUUUGAAGAGUUAUUUUAUUUUAUGCUGCACCGAUUGUGUCGGCUGACUAACUGUGAAUUCCUACAGUCCCAGAUUUCAUCUGAAGAAGAAUCAGGAGGCACACUUCAGAAACUGCUCCCCCCAGAGGACAUAUGGAGGAUGAUGUGGACAACACAACUGAACUGGAACCUCUCUGCUUUAGUAGACAGAACACUGAGCUCCUCACACUACGUCUAACAUGUCUGCUUCAUUGUUAACACUUGUCACAAGCUCAAUAGUGAUUCAUGGAGGAUCACAAACACUGGGAUAUAUUUUGUCUUGGCUCAGUCGGCCAUCUUGUCAAAUAGGAGAAAAUAAAGGAUGAAAUAAAAUGAUGACAAAAAGACAAA